AAUUCUUAAUCAGCUAACACUAUCAUAAAUGAAAAUAUAAUUUCUAAUAUUUGUGGGAAAGGAACUUUUGAUGUGAAAAAAAAUGUUGAACGAAUCUAAACGACACAAUCAGCUGAUAUUUGUAAGACCUUCCACGAUUCGUUGACAUCCGAAGGCUUUUCAUAGAGCUUCUCUCAUUGGCCAAGAUUCUCAAUAGUAAAGACAUAUCCGAUUUCCAAACUUUCCCAUUGACAUUUCAUAUAUGGGCUUAUUAUAUAUUCGUGAUUUACAUAAACCAGUACCAAAAUAUCAAAUCCCAAAAUCUGCAUUUUAUAUUAACAGUUUAAACCCACAAGAAUGUAACCCACUCAUAAAUAAUCAAGAAGCAAGGCAUCCGAAAUCAGAGUUUUCCCGACCAGCUAUCGUCUGUUUAUUUAUCUUGUGUUUGGUCGGAGGAAACGUCAAGUUCGCAACGCGUUCAAAAAAUCGAUAGUGUGAGGUGUUUACACAUGCCAUGGCCUCCCCAGUAGGCGAGGACAACCUGGAGGACGUCCCUAUCGACGACUUCAAGGGCGUGACGCUGCGUUUGGACCCGGCGUCAGGACAGCCUUCGAGGAGUGUCAGCCCGAGCGGCCCCGACGUCCCCUCCUCCGGGUCGACCUCCCACAGAUAUGCUGAGGAAAGAACAAGACCUCUGUUACGACAAGCCAUAAGUGACCCGGAUGUAGUAACGCCGCCAACGCCCGACCAAGCCAAUAAUUUCUACUGUAGCCAAGGUUUGAGUCGAUCCUUUUACCAGCAACCCCCCAUAGGUCGACCCCGCCGGGCCUCGUGGCACGCUGACACGGGCACGGAGCCGGGCAUCAGGGAGUUCUUCUCGGUGCGGGUCGGGGCACUGGAACAGGCCGUGGAGGAGUGUCGUCUGCUCACCGACCCCGAGACGGACGGGGGGAUCAAGGGCGCGUGGCUGCUGACGGAAAUUAAUCACUGGGACAUCGAGAAAGAACGCGUGGUGAUACUGUGUGACCUCUCUCUCUUAGUUGUCAAGUAUGACUUCAUUGCUCUUCGUCAUUUGGAGUUCAAUCGCAUCUACUUAUCAUCCUUAGAAAAUAUUCAAAUUGGUGAACUGACAUACCCAGAUCACUCACUUGUUCCGAGAAUUAGUGGCAUAGCUGGUGGCGUAGUGACUGUAAUUCGCAGUUGCCUCUUGAGUCGGAUACAAAGUACCAUUGCCACGCUGAGUUCGAGAGCCUCAGGGGCAGCCAGUGUUGUGGAGAAGGAGGAACCAAUGCCUGAUAGACAGUUCUCACUCUCUACUGUGAGCUUUGAACCAAGAGGAAGAAACAUGCAAGGUUUGCGUGUGACGUGGAAUAGUGGCCAUGAAAUAUCGUUUGCUCAGAAGUGGAAUCCUUGGAGUAGGGAUAUACCUUAUACUACCUUUACAUCACAUCCUCUGUAUUGGUACACAGGGUGUGAAAACAGCACUUACGAUGUCAAAUCUCUUGCCAAGGAACUCAAAAUGACAGUUGAGGAACUACAGGAUAGGCCAGACACUGUGGCUACAUGUACUGUCAACCAGAGUCCAAUUGUCAUUGAAAACUACGUGGGCAUUGCCUCCUUGCUCCACAACGCCACUGAGCUCGGCUUCUUUAAGCUGCGGGGGAAAGUGAGCUUCUGAGGUGUUGCGGGUAGCAGCGUGAACAUUAUCAUGGCCUUCCCCCCCUCCUACCUUGAGUAGUGAUUGAAGAUUGAAGACUUUGAUUGCUAUGGUUUGAUUGAAUGAAGAUCACCCACUGCAGAGGUAGUCAGGAUUAUCUUUUUUUCUUUCCUUUGUUCUUCUUUUCCUUCCACUUCCUCUUGGUCUUCAUCUACUGUUUUUUCUCAAUUAGUCUGAGGAACAUUGUUAUCUGUGGACUUUAUACAAUGUUGUUGUACAUGAGGUUUGUGGUGUGUGUUUUGUCAGACAUGUAUUACUGAGUCUUUUGCUGAGAGUUAAAUAAGUUAUUCCUUUGUCAUGGUUCUCAGUGAAACUAUGAUGGAAUUCAUGAGAGAGUAGCAUUCUUUCAGAAAAGUUCAUUUUUUCUAUGGAAAUAGUAUAGAAUCUUGAACAGAUGUUGAAAGUAUAAAAUGACAGUAUUACCUAUGAAGAAAUGUAUAAUGAUAUUACAUUUGACAGUGAUUAAAGUCCUAAAAACUGAAUAACCAGAGUGUGAAAAAGUUUCUUGAUAAUAUUCUGAAAUUUCCUGAAAUAUAUGAAAUGCUACAGAUAGUGUAUUAGGAAAUUAUAAAGUUUCAGUGUCCAGCAGACACUGGUGGCGUGGCAUUGGUGUUACUGGAACAGACAAAAUCAGAUUAUUAAUUAUUCUGAAACAAUGAAAAGCUACUGUUCUAAUAAACCUGUACAGAUACUUUUUAGUUCAAUUAUUUAGUUAACUUACUGCAUAUAUUGCUCUAAAAAAAUAUCUGAACUGAAGUAUAACUUCUUGGUAUGUAUUACUACCAUCUAGUCCAUGCCAGAUUAUUGAAAUUACAGAAUGCAAAUGUUAUUAGCCUAUUCACACUUCAAAUUUAAAGUAGGUUUUGAAUGGUCAUGUUAACGUAACUAAAAAGAUUGUCAUUAAAAAGUCACACUGUAGGGUCCAAAUAAUAUUAAGAUCAUUCAUGUUAAGGCAUCACUUAAGGUUUCCAAAUCGGUUAAUCUCAUAUUGAAUCAAAAUAAUAAAAAGUAGUAAUGUGUUUGAAUUGUUAAAUUAUUUAUUUAUUUAUUUAUUUGUCUAUUUAUAACUCGUCUAUAUUUCACUGAGUGGUUAAUGCUGUCAUUCUGACAGAUGACGUGCUAGUCAUAUUUGC
This is a messenger RNA of Penaeus monodon (black tiger shrimp), 2829 nucleotides long. Its product is annotated as tumor protein p63-regulated gene 1-like protein. The coding region runs from base 494 to 1657 and encodes 387 amino acids. Gene Ontology annotation, cellular component: cytoplasm. The record is from RefSeq and is a predicted model, not a curated record. The transcript is spliced from 8 exons. NCBI's taxonomy places the organism in Eukaryota, Metazoa, Arthropoda, Malacostraca, Decapoda, Penaeidae.